This is a messenger RNA of Bacillus rossius redtenbacheri, 921 nucleotides long. RefSeq names its product ADP-ribosylation factor-like protein 6 (gene Arl6). The transcript has 4 exons. The record is from RefSeq and is a predicted model, not a curated record. Gene Ontology annotation, cellular component: cytoplasm; axoneme. NCBI's taxonomy places the organism in Eukaryota, Metazoa, Arthropoda, Insecta, Phasmatodea, Bacillidae. The coding region runs from base 348 to 920 and encodes 190 amino acids. Gene Ontology annotation, molecular function: GTP binding; GTPase activity. Gene Ontology annotation, biological process: cilium assembly; vesicle-mediated transport; intracellular protein transport.
UUAAAGAAAAAAAAUUGAGGUUUAAAGUCUAGUAAAUUGGUUAUGUUAGAGAGAAUGCAUGAGCUGAUUAUAUUUUUAGAUGCCAUUGAAGACACCUAAUUUUUUCCGUUUAUUCUAAACUCGCACUUUUUUUUUUCUAUGCACAAUUUAGUUUACAUGUGCGUUGUUUGCCGCUCUUCAUAGUUUGACACAACUGCAAUUACACUUUCAUGUGUGAGGAACGUCGGUGAACUUCGAAACUGUUCGAGCCUCAGACUGGACUGGUGUGAAUCUUAUGUUACCGAAGUUGUUACGCUAAAGCACAAUGUCGGCGGCUGCAUCAAUGCAUAGGCUAACUAAGAAUAUCAAUGGGAAUUUUGGAAAGACUACUGAAUCUUUUGAGACACAAAAAAAAGGAAGUAAAUGUCAUUGUUAUUGGAUUAAAUAAUAGUGGUAAAUCAACUGUAAUUAAUCACUUCAAGAAUGAAGACAGUAGAACUACUGAUAUUGUGCCAACUGUUGGUUUUAAUGUUGAGAAAUUUCGAAACCAGAAUAUUGGCUUCACUGCAUUUGAUAUGUCUGGACAAGGACGGUAUAGAGACCUGUGGGAACACUACUAUAAAGGCUGCCACGGAAUAAUAUUUGUAGUAGACAGCAGUGACAAAUUAAGAUUGGUGGUUGUAAGAGAAGAGUUAGAGCUCCUACUUCAACAUCCGGACAUAUGUUAUCAAAGUAUCCCUAUUUUGUUUUUUGCAAACAAAAUGGAUUUGCCAGAAGCACUAUCAAGUGUAAAAAUUGCAUCAGCACUUGGACUGGAGAGAGUUUCAGACAAGCCAUGGCACAUUUGCACUAGUAAUGCUUUGACUGGUGAAGGCUUACAGGAAGGCAUUGAAUGGUUCACACAACAGAUGAGAGAGUCAAUGAAUAAAUUUGGGAAAUAAA